This is a messenger RNA of Aspergillus calidoustus, 2535 nucleotides long. The record is from the annotation of a GenBank genome assembly. NCBI's taxonomy places the organism in Eukaryota, Fungi, Ascomycota, Eurotiomycetes, Eurotiales, Aspergillaceae.
AUGAACACUAAAAUCUGCCUGAGAAGAUCCAAAUCCACUCGAAUCGUUCGUACGAGGCACAGCAGUUCCUUAGCAACCGAAACCCUUGAUCCAGAUAUCGCUCGAUUGUUCGCAACAGCCGCAGCAUCAAAGGCCAUGUCACGCUCCGCAGACAGGACUUCAACGCUCUCCGAAGGCUCAUAUGACCGCCUAGGUGGGCCUCUCAGGAUGGCAGUUCCGCCCAGAAGAUACAGGCGCGCUGAAUGCUCUCACUCGUCGGGAAAUUCGUCGACUGGUGAUGAGUGCUCCCUGCAAGACCACGACCAGCCCUGGUCUGCGGCUCUGCCAUCUAUAAGUGAGUUCGGUGGUCUUGAGGACAGAAUCGCUUCCCUUCCUUCCUCCUAUCGCCGGCUACGAAAGUCACGAUCUAUGUUUUUGACCAGGCAGCGCUCAUCCUAUGCACCAUACGCCCCGCCGUCCUGCGAGUCGUACUCUCCUAAUGUCGGUGCCCGAGGGGCUACUGCGGAUGCACCGAGGCUUUAUCGAACAUUAAGGCGGUCCAUGUCUUUUCUGAAAGGCGAAUAUCAGCCUCAAAAUACGCUCCGGCAUGCCAAAAGCCACGAUGUGGCUAUUCAGUUAGCGCGCUCGCAAUAUGAGCAGUCUGCCAUGAACAGCCCAGAGUCUCCUCAUUGGGCCCAGUUACCUGUGUCGAAGACCAGGCGAGAGCAUAAACCUUUCCGAAAGACAUUUCGGACUUCUGGCACUUCCGAAAGGACGUCAGUGACCUCAUCGCCCUUGGAUCGAGUCAGGGCUACCGAGUCUCACGGAAGGGCUAGGGCUUUCUCAUCCUCUAUUAAGAAGGGCAUCAAGCGGGUGCUAGGAAUUUCGAGAACCUCUUCCGAGCUUGAAAGAGUACAACUAUCCCCAUUUCAUAGCCACUACUGGUCUCAAUCUCCUUCGACAGCCGCCAGUAACGAAAAUGACGAUCCGCGCAGCAACGAGAUAUCCGAUGUCGACGAGUCUCGGAGAUCGAAAGACCCUGAUCGCGUACCAUCAAUGCGGAGAAUGCAAAGCUCGGCGAGCCUAGCAACAAGUCGUUCUCGAGUGACAAGUUGGGCAGACUCCACUGCAGCGAACACGAUCGCAACACCGAGGCCAGGGGGGCAACAACGCCUAUCUAUCGUCUCCGAGCAAGGGAACAUUCGUCAACCUCAUUCAGAGCCGUUCUCACAAAGUUCGAUCCAGCAGCUUCAUAGCAAUGCCGUCGAUAGCCACCGUUUAUUCUCGGCUUUGAUGAAACGCAUUGGGGGAGCCCAUCCACAGAGUUCGAAUGAAGAGAUUGUCCUCGGCCACGUCAAGGAGCAUCGAGCUAUUCCUACUCAAAGUUCACUCCAUCUCCGUCCCAGCAGACAUACCAUCCGCCAGGUGCCUAGCGACUGUUCAAUAAACUCUCCAAGGUCGUUUGCCACCGCUUAUGUCAAUCCCCCAACUUCCCAUGAACGAUUACUGACUUAUAGCGCUGCCAAUGUUCGCGAAGCUGUCUCCGGCCCUGAGGCACACGACAAUGACGAUGCUAAGCCCAAGGAGAGGCAAAGAGAAGGGACUGAUUCGUCCAGUGUAUAUUCUCGCACAACAAGCGGUAACUCGCCUUUGGCAAAGACUGCUCCCGAUUCACCCGACUCAGAGACGGAGCCAGGUGUUGCGACCAUCUUUGAGUCCGAAAGGACAAUAUAUAGCUCUCCCAAAAGAGCUACCCAGUCUCCAGAUGACCACAUCCCAGCGCAGUCAGGUGUUGACUGGCAAAACUUCAUGGAGGCGCAGAUAGCCAAGAUCGAGAAUGGAAACCAGCCCCGACGUCACUAUCGUGAAGAUGCUCAGAUCCUGGAUGACUGCGAGUUCUCAUUCAACUCCGCCUUUCCAACUCGUAAGGUACGAGUCGAAAGCAGAGGCAUAAGCCAAGUUGGCGAUGACCGUGCCGCGCUUAGUCGGAGAGUGUCGACGAGCAGUAAUUUCUCACGCCCUUUCAGUCGAUCUUCCAGCCUGCGUACAGUUGUGAAAAUACAGAGGCCUCCAGCCAACGCUUCCUCAACUCCUAUAUCCCUUGCGGUGUCUGAUGAUGUUUUCCGGGAUCCUGGUGGGCGAGAAAACUACAUGAAGUCAUCCCAUGCAGGACAAAUCGAGCUUGGAGUUUCACCGAUGCUCCCGAGAUCUGGCAAUAAGCCCCGAAUGCCAGAAUCUCCAACCCCGAAGAGCCACCUCGUUGAAGUUUCUCCAAGGAUAAGCGGCGGAAAGUACGCACAGUACUCGACCAAAUGGUCUCCGGGAUCCCAGGAAGCAAGAACACUCCGCAGGAGACAGUCUACCCGCUUCAACCGCGAGAACCGGAAGGCCACCAACGAGAAUGCGAAGCUUGAACACAACCUGUACGAUCAGCCGUAUGGGCUCCAGUCGCCGAUGUCCAGCAAGCGCAUGGUGGAGAUAUUCUUGAAUAGCCGACGGCGUCAGAUGGGAGCCGACCUGUCUGAUGAUGGAGCUUCGGAGCCAGCCUUUCUAUGA